Molecule: messenger RNA, 510 nt
Organism: Haliotis rubra (blacklip abalone)
Lineage: Eukaryota; Metazoa; Mollusca; Gastropoda; Lepetellida; Haliotidae
Product: hepatitis A virus cellular receptor 1-like
Exons: 1
Coding region: 1-510 (169 amino acids)
Source: RefSeq, a predicted model, not a curated record
AUGGCAUCACUACUCCUCCAGGUACUAUCUCUUCCACCACUACGCCUGCUACUGCUAUCUCUACCAUCAUCUCUAGCCCUGCUGCUGCCUCUACCACCACCACUACUCCUACUGCUGCCUCUACCAUCAUCUCUAGCCCUGCUGCUGCCUCUACCACCACCACUACUCCUACUGCUGCCUCUACCAUCAUCUCUAGCCCUGCUGCUGCCUCUACCACCACCACUACUCCUACUGCUGUCUCUACCAUCAUCUCUAGCCCUGCUGCUGCAUCUACCAUCAUCUCUAGCCCUACUGCUGUGGCUGCUGCUGCGGCUACCACCACCACUACUCCUACUGCCGUCUCGACGACCACCACUUCACGCUGCUGCCGCUGCCACUAACGCCAUCACUACACCUGCUGCUACUGUCGCUACAACCAUCACUACUCCUGCUGCUGCUGUCGCUACAACCAUCACUACUCCUACUGCUGUCUCGACGACCACCACUUCACGCUGUUGCCGCUGCCACUAA